CAAAAGCUGAAUAAUUUAAAGCAAAUAUAUAAUGUCUUUGAAAAAUUACAGAAUAGGAAAGACAAUAGGCCGCGGGACGUUCGGGAUCGUCAAACUUGCCUAUGAUGAAGUCAACAAGAGGAAAGUAGCCAUCAAGGUCAUGAACUCAAGUCAGUUCAAAACCGGGAAAGAGGUUAAAAGGGUAAAAACCGAAGUCAGAAUCUCCAAGAUGAUGAAUCAUCCUAACAUUAUUAAAACUCAUGAAGUUUUUGAAGAGAAAGGAAGGAUCUUCAUUGUCAUGGAGUACUGCUCAAAAGGAGACCUGUUUGAUUACAUUAAACAGAAGAAGAAGCUACCUGAAUCAGAAUGAAGAAUACUCUACAGGCAACUUAUUUCAGCCAUCUCAUAUCUUGAUAAGUGACAAGUUGUUCAUCGAGAUAUUAAACCUGAAAAUCUGCUUUUCGACAAACAUUGGAAUUUAAAACUAGCUGAUUUUGGGCUAGCACAUAGCUGUCGGAGAUUACAGAAACUCUCAACUGCCUGAGGUAGCCCCUGCUAUGCAGCUCCUGAAAUUUUAACAGGAAAAGAUUAUGAAGGUUUGAAUGUCGACAUCUGGUCAUCUGGUAUUGUACUCUUCCAAAUGCUUUGUGGUGAUCUCCCAUUCAGCGACAAAAAUCCUGAUAUAUUAUAUCCCAGGAUUAGAACUGCUAAUGAAAUUCUCCCUGAUCUGCUUCCACCGUUCCUUUCACUUGACUGUCAACAAUUUCUUUUGAAUAUUCUUGAGACCAAUCCUUCCAGGAGGCUCAGAUUAAAACAAAUCAAAAAGCAUCCUUGGCUUUUUCCAAAAGUUAAGGAAGUAAAUAAGUGAAAGAGCCGCAACGAGAGCCGCAACCAGAGACGGUACAGAAACUCCAACAACAUUAGAUCUCUCGCUCGUUCAUCCCUCGAAACGAGAGCUCACAGAAGAAUCAGACUAGAGCCGAUACAACUCAAUCCGAGUCCUGCUAGAGACCAGCUUGUUUGUCCAAAUAUCACCCAGAUCGCUACAUCUCACAAAAAUACACUUGAAUUAGACGAAAAUUCUUCUCAAAAGUACCUCUCAAACAGACAGAUCCAACAAAGUGAGGGUAAAAGGAAGUUUCUCAAGAGUAUUGACACUGGCCAUCUCGAUCAGGGAGGCCAUGCCAAGGAUCUAAGUUUAUCCUAUCUCUCUACUACAUAUAAAUCCCCGAAACCCCAUGAAGGGAAAAAAAUGAUCAUAAGCCUCAGAAUGGACCCAAAAGAGCCAAGAAGGCGCACCCUCGACUCUGACCACCGCUGGAUGAUCAAAGAAUUCCUAAACUCCAAGAGCUCAGCUCAGUUAAGUUCCAAAAAGAGAGAAGGUAACAAGAGGAGAUGCAUCCCGAAAAUAGAUUUCAAGGUCGCUAAUAUCCUGGCCAAUCCCAAGCUGAAGCCGUCAGGAAAUAUCACAUUCAGUGCCAAACUGAAACAGUUUGGCUAAAUGAGCAAGUUUAUUUGAAUGAGCAAAUUAUGAAGUUCUAUAUACCUAGGGUUAGCCUCGCGCAGCUCCCUGCUUCACCAUUAACCAUAAUUUCUUACAUAAUAUAAGCCUUUUAAUA
Messenger RNA from Moneuplotes crassus, 1598 nucleotides. The record is from the annotation of a GenBank genome assembly. Lineage: Eukaryota; Ciliophora; Spirotrichea; Euplotida; Euplotidae.